Molecule: messenger RNA, 327 nt
Organism: Mucor mucedo
Lineage: Eukaryota; Fungi; Mucoromycota; Mucoromycetes; Mucorales; Mucoraceae
Exons: 1
Coding region: 1-327 (108 amino acids)
Source: RefSeq, a predicted model, not a curated record
AUGUCGGUAUAUUAUAAAAAUGCAGGACGAAGACCCCAUUGUCCUGCUCGGAAAGACCAAGACCUGGCCAAAGAGUUCCUUGGAUUGAUCGAAGGCCAAAAAAGAAAAUUGAAUAAAGAAAAUGACGAUGAAAAUGAACAAGCUGAGACACCACCAAAUAAAUAUACACCGGAAGAGUUUCUCUUCAUUCAAAGCAUGUCCCACCCUAACAAGUCAAAAAAAUGGAAAAAGAUUUUUGAUGUAGGUCUCUUCGGCUCAUAUAGCUCCGCGAACUCUUUAAAAAUUUCUUACUAUCGUGCUGUAAAGCGUGUUAAAAAACAGAAAUAA